AUGGUUUGCAAGCAAAGGACGCGGGAAAACCUACACUCUGCCCAGGUUGAUGACUUCCUUCAAACCGGUAACGGCGUUAUUCUUGACAACAGCAAUAGGCGUGUUGAUCUUCAGCUGACCCUCAACGACGUCGACACCGACAACGAUGGGGGUGGCGAGAUCAGACUCGACCUCGUCGAUGAUGUCGUCCUCGUCAUCGUCAGGGCCAACAACCAUCAUACGAGAACCGGCAAUGGCACCCUCAAGACCAGGGGCACUGAUCUUGACACCCAAGGCGGCCUUGACCUCCUUGUUGUGUACAUACGCCGACUUGAGACGCAGUUCACGCAUCGGCGCCGGCGUCAACAAGGCACGGAUGUUUGUGCAGAUGGCACCUUCCACACCACACAAGACGAUCCUGUCACCCUCACGCAGGAUACCGUUCGACAAGACAACGUCGACGGUCAUGCCGAAACCCUCGAUGGCCUUGACCUCGAGAACGGUAGCCUGGACCUCGGAAAGGUACAUGAGGGAUCCGACCAUGCGCUCCUGGGUGAGCUGGAUGAUGAGCUUCAGCAUGUCGGGGAUACCCUCACCAGUGUGGGCGGAGGUGGGGAUGAGGGAAACGUUCUUCGCCAUGGACUUGUUCUCGUAGAAAAGCUCGGCGUUGAAGCCCUGCUCGGCAAAGGCAAGCUUGGUCUGCUCCAGACGGUUCUUGAACUCGUUCUGGACACCUCUGGGCUGCAGGGCCAAACUCUCCUGGAAACCGUUGUUGUCGACCUUCUUCCAGCCGUACAGACGAUCGAUUUUGUUGAGAGCAACAACGAAGGGAGUCUUCCUCUCACGGAGCAUUCUCAUCGACUCCAAGGUCUGCGGCUCGAGGCCGUGCAUGAUAUCGACAACAAGAAUGGCGAUGUUGCAGAGGGUAUCGAUGACCAACAGACCUGGGACCUUGAACUCAAACGAGCCGUCAGUGUUGACAACGGCCGUCUUCUGCCUGAUAGCCUCGACAGGGAAGUAGGUAGCACCAAUCUGUUGAGUAAUACCACCGGCUUCGCCCUCUUGCACGUUGGUUUGACGGAUCUUGUCCAGAAGCUUGGUCUUUCCGGUAUCGACGUGGCCCAGAAUACAGCAAAUGGGCGAUCGGAGGUUGUCCUUGGAUCUCGCUGCCAGCGCGGCCUGGUGAGCCUUCUCGCGACGCUCUGCGGCCUCCCUCUUGCGUUGAAGCUCGGCUUGGCGAGCCGCCGUCUCCUUCUCAUCUUCUUCAGAGUCGUCGGAUUCGGAGUCGGAUUCGGAGUCGUCCUCCUCGUCCUCGUCCUCAUCGCCCUUCCGGGCGGGCUUCUCGGGCUUGCCGUUGGCAGCCUUCUUCUUCUCUUGCUCUUCGUCGCUGUCGGCGUCCCAGCUGUCCUUGACGUCCUCCUCCUCGGAGGCGGCGGCAGCCUCCCAGUCGUCCUCCAGGUCGCUGGCUUCAGCGGCCUUCUUCUUGGCGGCAGCAGCUUCGGCCUCGGCCUUUUCCUUGACUGCCUUCUCCUCCGCCUCCUUGUGGAGACGCUCGGCCUCCUUCCUGGCGCGCUCGGCAGCCUCGGCAAGGGCCUUCUCUUCAUCGAUCUGCAGACCAGGUGUUUAGUUUGGGGGAACUAUGGAAAGACAAACGCAUGCGUAGCUCACCUUGUCUUGCGCCUUGCGGCCUCCCUUCUUCUUGUUGUCGUAGACGACCUUCUUCUUCUUGUCGCCAUCGGCCUCGUCGGCGGGACCGACCUUGAUACCGGCAGCAAGCAUCUGCUGGAGCUUACGCUCGUUGCGAGCCUUCUCCUCCUUUUGGGCCUUGGUCAAGAACUUGCCCUCCUUCUUGAGCUGUUCAAUCUUCUCCUUCUCCUUCUGCUUCUUCAGAGCCUUGGCCUCCUCUCUGCGCUUGUUCUCCUCUUCCAUGGCGCGCUCCUCCUCCUCGAUUCUCUUCUUCUCCUCCUCGGCCAUGCGAGCCUGCUCUUCUUGCUGGCGGCGGAGCUCCUCCUGCUGCUUCUGGAGUGCAGCAAGGGCAGCAGGAACCUUCUUCUUCUUACCACCCUUCUCCUCAGCGGGUGGGGGAGCGACGGCAGAAGCGGCGGGCGUCGGGGAGUCCUUCUUCUCGGGAGCUGCUUUGGCAGGUUCCGUCUUUGCGGCAGGGGUGGUGCCCUUCUUCUUCGCAGCCUGUGCAAAACAAUAUUAACAAAGACUCACCUGCUCCUUCUUGCGCUGCUUCUCCCUCUCCUUCUUCAACUUCUCCUUCUCGGCCUUGGUCAAGACGCGGCCGGAACCAUCCCCCUCAUCGUCGGCAGCGGGGGAUGCGGCGGCGGCGGCCUGCUUGCCCUUACCACCUUUACCCUUCUUCUCGGGCAGGGCGAACUCGUCCUCCAUGGUGGCUUCCUGAGGGGCCUUCUCAGCGAGACUGGGCGAAGGUUCGGGCUCGGGCUCGGGUGCGGCGGGGGGCUCCUCGAUGCCCUUCUUCUUUCUCUUCUCUCUGUUCUUGCGCAUGGUGGCCAUGAGACCGCCGGGGGCUUCAUCCUCCUCCUCGGCUGGCUUUUCGGCAUCAGCCUCUGGGGUGGCGGCGGCGGGGGCAACGGUCUCGCCAAGCUCAUUCUCCCAGUCGUCGUUGGCGCGAGCCUUGUUUCCCUUCUUCUUGGGAGGCAUUUUGGCGGUAUUCGACGUUCGAGUACUGUGGACGAGUCGAGUAGAUUCUUGGCUAAGCAGCUGGGCCCGGUGCAAAAAAGUUGCUGGGUGUGGGCGAUAUCAAGCAGAGAGUGA
Messenger RNA from Colletotrichum spaethianum, 2760 nucleotides. RefSeq lists its product as uncharacterized. The transcript has 4 exons. The record is from RefSeq and is a predicted model, not a curated record. Lineage: Eukaryota; Fungi; Ascomycota; Sordariomycetes; Glomerellales; Glomerellaceae. The coding region runs from base 1 to 2760 and encodes 919 amino acids.